Molecule: messenger RNA, 1451 nt
Organism: Drosophila willistoni
Lineage: Eukaryota; Metazoa; Arthropoda; Insecta; Diptera; Drosophilidae
Gene: Cpr97Ea
Product: developmental and secondary metabolism regulator VEL1
Exons: 4
Coding region: 248-1327 (359 amino acids)
Cellular component (GO): chitin-based extracellular matrix
Molecular function (GO): structural constituent of chitin-based larval cuticle
Source: RefSeq, a predicted model, not a curated record
CCCCCAAAAUAGUCAGCAUUAUUGUCCCGGUUUGUUCGGGCGACUUGAAAGUGCUUUUGCUGUGGUGCCAUUUUUGAUUGUGUUGGUGUUUUCGGUUAUUAUAUUAUAUUGCUGGGUGUUGCCAGCGAAGGCCUUUAUGAGAUUGCAAUUAACGUUUCUAAUCGAUUCGAACUAGUUUUUGCCCAAUAGACCAAUAAUAUAUAGGCGUCUCCAGACCACACAAUACAAUCGACCAAAUCGAGUCAAAAUGAAAGUGCUUGAAAGCUUACUCUUGAUCAGCUGUGUGCUAGGUGGAUUAGUCGAGGCCCAGGAUUAUCAAGACUAUCAGGAGAAUACACCACGGCCUGCUCCCGUGCGUCUGCGUGCACAUGCCGCCCCCGCGGCCCAGUCCGAGGUGCAAAGGGCCACACCAGUGCCAAUUUUAAAACAGAUCAACAAGCACAACGAAGACGGCUCUUAUACUUAUGGCUAUGAGGGAGCCGAUGGUUCAUUCAAAAUCGAAACCAAACUUGCCACCGGGGAGGUCAAGGGCAAAUAUGGCUAUGUGGAUGAGACCGGCAAGGUGCGUGUUGUGGAGUAUGGAGCCAAUAAAUAUGGAUUCCAACCUUCGGGUGAGGGUAUCACAGUGGCGCCGCCCACCCUAGUUGAUGAAACAGCCAAAGAGGAACCCGAAUAUGAAGAUGAGCCUGCCCCACAGCGUCCACAACGUCCAUAUCGUGUACAGCGCCCACAGCCUCGUCCACAACCACAGGCGCCACGUCCACAGCCACAACCACAACCGCAACCACAAUAUGUGCAGUAUGAAGAAGAGGAAGUUGAGCCUCAGCCACCACGUCGCAUCCAGUAUGCCCCACAGCCGCAGCAGCUGCAGUCUCACCAACAACCUUCAGUGGGACCAGCGCCACCACGUCUCCAAGUUCCAGGAGCUCAGCGAACAACGGAUGUGCUCUAUUCGCCGCUGCAGCGUCCGGCACGCCCCGAGCCUGACUAUUCCCAAUCCCAGAGCUUUGGGGAUGGCCCAUCCAAUGUGCGCAUAUCUCGUCCAGUCUAUGCAUUGCCACCAGCAUCACCGGCUCCCAGUAGUGCUCGUGCCCAGGGCUUUUUAGCGCCGGCAUCUGGUGGGCGACCCCUUCUUGAGCCAGUGCAUUUUGGACCCACUCAGGCGCCAGUUGCACGGCCAGUCCAACAGGCUCAACCCAGCUAUCAGCCACAGCCGCAAUCACGCAGUGGUGGUAGUGGCAGUUUGCUGGAUCAGCUAGCUCGUGACUACGCCCUGCCUCAAGGCGGUGCCCAGCCACUACACGAUAUUUCCUUUGGUUACUACUAAGAUGUCUCUGGCCAUCUUGUUUUGCCAGCCAACUUCAGAUAGAUUCACUUGCCCUUAGGUCCUAGCCAUUCCUACACUCAUUUUGUUUAUCCCUGAUAAUGAAAGUUUUAAUUAAACCAACGAA